Molecule: messenger RNA, 1937 nt
Organism: Drosophila albomicans
Lineage: Eukaryota; Metazoa; Arthropoda; Insecta; Diptera; Drosophilidae
Product: oxysterol-binding protein 1-like
Exons: 2
Coding region: 250-1890 (546 amino acids)
Cellular component (GO): membrane; intracellular membrane-bounded organelle; cytosol
Molecular function (GO): sterol binding
Source: RefSeq, a predicted model, not a curated record
AUAACUGUCUUUCUUAAUUUAAUUAGCAACUUGAAUUGUAAAAGCUUGUUGAUGAGAACUACCCACCUAACCUAUCAAGUACCAGGUAUAAUCACUGUCAAAAAAUAUAACCUUAUCUCCGCGACUAGCGAAUAGCGAAUGGCGUUUGAUAACAAUGUAGUCCGAGACUGAGUGAAAGAGUGAAACAUUCGGCAGCAGCGCGAUCAAUUGUGCUUCGUGAUUCGCAACGGAUUGUCGAUAGUCGAGAGUAUGUCGUCGAGCGAGGCAGCAACGCAGCAACGUGGUCACAGCAGCACCUCCCAAACAGGGGUCAAUGUCGACGGUAAUAAAUCAAAAUCAUUGGCGCAAAAGGUGCGCAAGCGAGAGAAGAGUCAACCCAAUCUUCAGGGCUAUCUGCAGAAGUGGACGAACCUUGUCAAGGGCUUCCAACGUCGUUGGUUCGUGCUCGAUCAAGGCGUGCUCAGCUAUUACCUCGAUCAGUCGGAGGCACAUCAGCAAUCGCGUGGCUCCAUCCGAUUGAAGGGCGCUCUCAUUGAGCAUGUCGAUGCCUGCACAUUUUCGGUGACGAACAGCAGCGGAGAUCUUAACUUUCGCAUCAAGGCAGCCUCGGAAGCGGAGCGUCAGACAUGGAUUGUAGCACUAGAGUUGGCCAAGGCGGGCACAGUGGAGGUGGCGUCACCUGCCAAGAGCAGCGAGGGCGGCAGAUGUCGUCGCACUCGAGUUCCAGACAAACCCAACUAUCCGCUGAGUUUGUGGAGCAUUGUGAAGAACUGCAUUGGCAAGGAUCUGACCAAGAUUCCCAUGCCUGUUAACUUCAAUGAACCGCUGUCGAUGCUGCAGCGUUUGACCGAGGAUUACGAGUACUCGGACAUCUUGGAUGUGGCCUCCAAUUGCGAGGAUGAGUGCGAGCAGCUGGCUUAUAUGGCCGCCUUUACAGCUUCGUCCUAUGCAACAUCCUCGAAUCGCAUUAAUAAACCUUUCAAUCCGCUGCUCGGAGAGACCUUUGAGUGCGAUCGCAUGGAUGACUUGGGCUGGCGUUGCAUUGCCGAGCAGGUGUCGCAUCAUCCGCCUAUUGCGGCGCUGCACUGCGAGAGCAAGAACUGGCAGUGCUGGCAGGAGUUCACCAUGACCAGCAAGUUUCGUGGCAAAUACAUGCAGGUCAUUCCUCUGGGCACCGCUUUCGUGUCGUUCCCCAAGACAGGCACUCGUUACUCCUGGCGUAAGGUGACCACCACUAUCAACAACAUUAUUGUGGGCAAACUGUGGGUGGAUCAGGAAGGCGAAAUGGAGAUUGUGGAUGCCAAUUCACCCCAGGGCAGCAAGUGCAUUCUCACCUACGUGCCCUACUCCUAUUUCGGCCGUGAGCAACAGCGCAGCGUCAAAGGCGUCGUGCUCAAUCGUCACAAACAGGCCAAGUGGCUGAUUCGCGGCACUUGGGACGAGCAAAUCGAAAUAGCUCCUGUGCUGCGCACGCAAGGCACUCCGGACAAUCCCAGCUACAGCACUGGUGCCUACAAGGUGGCCUGGCGACGACGUCCAGCGCCCGUGGAGUCCGAGAAGUACUACAACCUCACCACAUUGGCGUGUCAGCUGAACGAACCCGAGGAUGGUGUGGCGCCCACAGAUUCGCGACAUCGUCCCGAUCAGCGACUGAUGGAGCAGGGUUUGUGGGACGAGAGCAAUCAGGAGAAGUUGCGCCUGGAGGAGAAGCAGCGAGCGGUUCGUCGGGUGCGCGAGGAGAAGGCAAAGCAAGGCUUCAAAGUCCCAGACUAUCAGCCAUUGUGGUUUAAGCGGGAGAACGCAUCGGAGAACGCGAUGCAUGUGUACAAUCAUAAAUAUUGGGAGGCGAAGACAACACAAAGCUGGAGUGACUGUCCGGAUAUCUACUAAUAGCAGUAAAUCAUCAUCAUGGCAAUAUCUAAUCUUGAAAUGGACAA